Messenger RNA from Cotesia glomerata, 1260 nucleotides. RefSeq lists its product as uncharacterized. Bases 1 to 1128 code for a protein of 375 amino acids. Lineage: Eukaryota; Metazoa; Arthropoda; Insecta; Hymenoptera; Braconidae. The record is from RefSeq and is a predicted model, not a curated record. The transcript has 2 exons.
AUGCAUAAAAUUUCAAGAAAACAGUUAACCGUUGGAGCUCGUAGAAAAGAUAGACCGAGAAAAAGGAGACAGUCCUUUAAUCCUAAAGAUCCGGAAACUGAUGAUAGUUCCUUCACGAGCACCUCAGCAAAAAAAUUAAAAGGUGAUGAUAAAGAGCACGUGCCAGAAGAGGAUACACUCCAAUAUUCAAUCAUAGAUUUUGCCUUGGUUUUCUCAACUCUCUCAUCGUUUGUGCGGUGUUCUAACAUUAUUGACGAUGAACAUAAAGAUCAAUUGUGUAAUGGUAAAGUACAAUUUAAGCAAUGUUCGAAAUUUGGUCUGGGAUAUAAAAUCGUAGUAGAAUGUGAACGAUGUGAUCCAAAAUAUAUUUUAUCUUGUCAAAAAAUCGGAAGAAUGUAUGAACUAAAUCGCCGGUUCAUUUUUGUUAUGAGAAUAUUGGGCUUAGGGCUCGCCGGAUGCAAGAAAUUCUGCGGUUUGAUGGACAUAAGCAGUUCAUUUUUAAACCAGCCUACAUACGAUUUUUAUAUUGAUAAAAUACAUGAGUGUAUUGAGACAGUUACUCAGACUCUAUUCUCAUCUGCUGCUGAAGAAGAAAAACAAUUUACAAAUAUUGAAAACGAUUUACAAGAUACGACAGAUGUGAGUGUUUCCGGUGACGGUACCUGGAAGAAACAUGAGUAUACUCCAUUACCAGAUGAAGUUUUGAUUGCUAUGAAACCAAUAUAUGAUGAUCUCAGUAAGGAUGAGCUUCUUGAACGGUGUGUUGGUGGUUUCACACAAAAUAACAACGAGAGCUUCAACCAGUUGAUCUGGAAAAUUACUCCAAAAAUACUUCCUGCUGGUUCAAAGAUUGUUAAUAUUGCGGCAUUGGUCGCUGCUUGUAUCUUCAAUGAAGGAACAUCAGCUUUAUUAUUGAUUAUGCACGGUAUGGAUUUAAAAUUAGGCCGAAACUCCCACGAAUAUGCCCGAAUUUCGGAUGAAAACCGUGUAUGCGCAGCCGAAAAAAAAUCUGCGAGCGAGACUCGCGAAGCCAGAAUCCGUCAUCGACAGGAGCAAAAGGAUGCCCUGGACAUUGCAACUGCUGCAGGAUCUUUACUUUAUGGCCCAGGAAUCGACGAUUCACUAUGAUUUUGUCAGGAGUUAUGCUGACAACGCAGACGCACCUUUUUUCCGAGGGGUCACCGGAAAUGACGUCACAAUGGAGGAGUUUUAAUUUUUUUUUUUUUGAAAAUUUUAGAAAUUAUUCUUUAAAUAUGUAUC